Messenger RNA from Penicillium oxalicum, 171 nucleotides. RefSeq lists its product as uncharacterized. Bases 1 to 171 code for a protein of 56 amino acids. The transcript has 2 exons. The record is from RefSeq and is a predicted model, not a curated record. NCBI's taxonomy places the organism in Eukaryota, Fungi, Ascomycota, Eurotiomycetes, Eurotiales, Aspergillaceae.
AUGGGCGGCAAGGGAGUCCGGGCAACCGCUGGGGCCGAAAAUGGGGUUCGUCCAAGUGAGAGCCGACGAGUCAGCGGCCCCUUUGCAUUGGCAAAGACACAUAGUGCAGGUGUCGAUCGUUUAAUGAAUCCGAACACCCUGGGGACGACCCUCCAAGCACGGCCGAUGUGA